Messenger RNA from Abrus precatorius (Indian licorice), 2035 nucleotides. RefSeq names its product ERI1 exoribonuclease 3-like. The coding region runs from base 263 to 1513 and encodes 416 amino acids. NCBI's taxonomy places the organism in Eukaryota, Viridiplantae, Streptophyta, Magnoliopsida, Fabales, Fabaceae. Gene Ontology annotation, biological process: exonucleolytic trimming to generate mature 3'-end of 5.8S rRNA from tricistronic rRNA transcript (SSU-rRNA, 5.8S rRNA, LSU-rRNA). The record is from RefSeq and is a predicted model, not a curated record. Gene Ontology annotation, molecular function: zinc ion binding; nucleic acid binding; 3'-5'-RNA exonuclease activity. The transcript has 5 exons.
AAGUAAAAAAAACGAAAAAAAAAAAAAGGUGUAAUUUGAAGCUUUGAUAUUUGUUAAUUUGCUUAACUUUACGUGGGGCCCAAUGAACCCCUGAACCAUUUCCUUCUUUCAAUGAAACAACUGUAUACACUUCUUCCCUUUCGUAUAUAUCCUUCUCCCUUUCUCUCUCUUCUAUUUCCUCUUUCACUCCCUCUUCUAUUUCAUUCACACCAGGAGGAUCUCAUGUACUCGCUGGUGGAUCUCAACUAUAUUGAAGAAGAUCAUGAUGGCCCUUGAAAAUCGAGAAAAAAUGCAAAUAAACUGUGAGGCAUCUCUAAAGUGCCUUCAUGGCAAGGGAUUCCCUUGCAACUUGCAUUAUAAUGGGAGUUCUAUGGAUGUCCUGACUACAGAACUGAAAAAUGAGCCUGGUACUUAUUCAGCUGGGGAUAUUGCUGAAACUGACUGCCUUUUAGGCAGUGAGUUUCUUGAGCCUUCCAAUGCAUUUCAUGGCAAACCUAAUUAUCAUCAUGAUUACAGAACCUGGGCAGCCUGCCGGUAUAACUCUCACAAGAUGCAUCAAAGCCAAGUGAAUGCUUUUGAGAACCAUUUUUACCCUUAUCCUGUUGAGAACCAGCUUCAGUAUGUUCAAAUGGAUAUGUUUGCUGAAGGUUACUCUCAUGAUUUCCAAUACCAAGAAUUUCAGUAUUUUGUGGUCAUAGACUUUGAGGCUACCUGUGACAAGGAUAGAAAUCCCCAUCCUCAAGAAAUAAUUGAGUUUCCAUCUGUCAUAGUGAGUAGUGUGACUGGUCAGCUGGAAGCAUGUUUUCAGACAUAUGUGAGGCCUACUUGCCAUCAGCUUCUGAGUGAUUUCUGCAAGGAUCUGACUGGUAUCCAGCAAAUUCAGGUGGACAGGGGUGUUACCUUAAGUGAGGCUCUCUUGAGGCAUGAUAAAUGGCUUGAGAAUAAGGGGAUAAAGAACACCAACUUUGCUGUGGUUACAUGGUCUAACUGGGACUGUCGGGUGAUGCUGGAAUCUGAGUGCCGAUUCAAGAAAAUACGAAAGCCUCCUUAUUUUAACCGCUGGAUCAACUUAAAGAUUCCUUUCUGUGAGGUUUUUGGCACUGCAAGGUGUAAUCUAAAGGAGGCUGUUGAGAUGGCAGGUUUGGAGUGGCAGGGCCGUGCUCAUUGUGGCCUGGAUGAUGCCAAAAAUACUGCUCGCCUGCUGGCACUGCUUAUGCACAGGGGUUUUAAAUUUUCCAUUACAAGCUCUAUCAUGUGGCAGACUGCUGAUCAAUCCUUGAUGUGGAAACAGUCACCUGAGCAAAUGGGUGUUUUCCCUCAUUCCCCACACAAAGCGAAGGAUAUGAAUACUCCCAUGUUUCACUAUAACCCUUGUUGUUACUGUGGAGUGAAAAGCAGUAGGGGCAUGGUUAGGAAGCCAGGGCCAAAGCAAGGGAGCCUCUUCUUUGGAUGUGGAAAUUGGACUGCAACUAGAGGUGCCCGUUGCCCAUACUUUGAAUGGGCUCCUGCCUAACUGAAAGCACUUUGUGUUUAAAUAUGAUCAGAUCAAGCUUUCUUAUCUGUUCUAUGUAAAAAAUGAACUAAAAAAUAUAUGGAAAAGAGAAAGUGGAAGUGGGUUUUAAAAGUAGGGGUGUUGUCUCCAAGUUGAAGUAUGCAUGCCUGGCUGCCUGGUUAGCGUGGACGAAAAUAGUUGGCUCAGUCAAUUAUUUGUUGUGUAUGCUAAACAUCAAAGUAGUCUUCUAAAUGAGAAGGGGCUUCAGCUUGUAAAGCUGACUACUUGACUGGAGAAUCAUUUGGGAAUGUAAGGAAUGAGUAGUUAGGACGAUGAUAUACUUGCUCAGGCAUCCUAAAAUAUGCUAAAUAAACCGUGAGAUAGGGCUGUUUGUUUCCUUGCUCUAAUGGCAAUGGCUAUAUAUGCUUGUGGUUACUUCCCUGCAUUUUUCUGUGGACGAUAAUUUAACUUUGAUAUUUACUGCUGAACGGUCAUAACUCACAAGCUAAUGUGAGUUUCAUUAUAGGAAAGACUAAUUUUGGG